Molecule: messenger RNA, 1936 nt
Organism: Myotis lucifugus (little brown bat)
Lineage: Eukaryota; Metazoa; Chordata; Mammalia; Chiroptera; Vespertilionidae
Gene: CASQ1
Product: calsequestrin 1
Exons: 12
Coding region: 243-1466 (407 amino acids)
Biological process (GO): regulation of skeletal muscle contraction by regulation of release of sequestered calcium ion
Cellular component (GO): sarcoplasmic reticulum lumen
Molecular function (GO): calcium ion binding
Source: RefSeq, a predicted model, not a curated record
CGGAGCUAUCUCGGGUGGGCAUGGGGGUUCCUGGCUUUGACCCAGCCCCGCCAUGGGGGUGCCUCCGUUUACCAGCGAAUGUGUCUCCAGGACCCAGCAGUGUCCUCUGUCCGCUGCCCUAGGCCCUUCCCCACCCCACCCUCACUGUGAGCCCCCAGCUCAGGAGUCAGGACCCAGGGCCCCUCCCUCCCGAGCGAACCUCUUCUGGACCAGCAGAGUCGACCUGAGAUCUCACUACCUCCAUGCGCGCCGCGGUCAGGAUGGGGGCCAGAGCUGUGCCGGGCCUGCGGCUGGCGCUGCUGGUGCUGCUGGUGCUAGGGACACCCGAGUCCGGGGUGCGGGGGCAGGACGGGCUGGACUUCCCCGAGUACGAUGGCGUGGACCGUGUGGUCAAUGUCAACGCAAAGAACUACAAGAACGUGUUCAAGAAGUACGAGGUGCUCGCGCUGCUCUACCACGAGCCUCCGGAGGACGACAAGGCCUCACAGAGGCAAUUCGAGAUGGAGGAGCUGAUCCUGGAGUUAGCAGCCCAAGUCCUAGAAGACAAGGGUGUUGGCUUCGGGAUGGUGGACUCUGAGAAGGACACAGCUGUAGCCAAGAAACUAGGACUAACUGAAGAGGACAGUAUCUAUGUGUUCAAGGGAGAUGAAGUCAUUGAAUACGACGGCGAACUCUCUGCUGACACCCUGGUGGAGUUUCUGCUUGAUGUCCUAGAGGACCCUGUGGAAUUCAUUGAGGGUGAACGAGAGCUGCAGGCAUUUGAGAACAUCGAGGAUGACAACAAACUCAUCGGCUACUUCAAGAGCAAGGACUCAGAGCAUUACAAGGCUUUUGAGGACGCCGCAGAGGAGUUCCAUCCGUACAUCCCCUUCUUCGCCACCUUCGACAGCAAGGUGGCAAAGAAGCUGACCCUGAAGAUGAACGAGGUUGACUUCUAUGAAGCCUUCAUGGACGAGCCUGUGACAAUCCCAGACAAGCCCAACAGCAAAGAGGAGAUUGUCAGCUUCGUGGAGGAGCACAAGAGAUCGACUCUGAGGAAACUGAAGCCUGAGAGCAUGUAUGAGACCUGGGAGGACGACAUGGAUGGAAUCCACAUUGUGGCCUUUGCGGAGGAAGCUGAUCCCGACGGCUAUGAGUUCUUGGAGACUCUCAAGGCUGUGGCCCAAGACAACACUGAAAACCCUGAUCUUAGCAUCAUCUGGAUUGACCCUGAUGACUUUCCCCUGCUGGUUCCGUAUUGGGAGAAGACGUUUGACAUCGACCUGUCAGCCCCACAAAUAGGAGUCGUCAAUGUUACUGAUGCGGACAGCAUAUGGAUGGAGAUGGACGAUGAGGAGGACCUGCCUUCCGCUGAGGAGCUGGAGGACUGGCUAGAGGAUGUGCUGGAGGGCGAGAUCAACACAGAGGAUGAUGAUGACGACGACGAUGAUGAUGAUGAUGAUGAUGACGAUGACGAUGACGACUAGUUGCUAUGGCAACCAUCUCCGUGCCCCAUCUGCUCUCCUCAGGCUCCCUCCCGCCUUCCCUAAAGUCCUCCAGGGAUACUAGGUCAUUUUCUGCUAUAGGGCCCCUGGGGCUUUUAUGCUGUGUGCUGAGACCCUGGUCCCCCUCACCUGAUGAGGAGAGGAGCUACUUUUCCCUACACAACAGCCCAGCUAUCUCAUCUGACUUCUGUGUCCUGUCCCACAAUGUCCUAUAUCUAUUAUGUUCCUUCCAUUACUCCCUAAACUCUUCCUUGUGAUUUUCCUCUUGUCAUAUCUCUGGGCCCCCCUCUCUCCUCUGUUCCCCCCACCUGUGCUUCCCCCACUUUCUCAAAUCCCAUAUCCUUGGCCAAGAGGAAGGGAGGGCCCUGUGACUGGGGCUGAAUCUCCACAAUCUUUUGUUAAUGUAUUUGGGUCAAACAGGAGGCCUCAAUAAAGGAUCUGGGGCAGCUGAA